AAGGGAGAAUGGGACCACAUGACGGGCUUCACGAAGCUCUGGCACAUCAAGAAGGGCCUGCCCCCACCCGAGGACGACGAAGUCGUCGUCGUCGAGCCUACGUACAUGCAGCGCUUCAUGCGCGUCUUCAAGAACAUGUGCUAUGGACUCGCCAUGUUGCCGAUGCGCUUGUUCCGUUGCUGCUGUCCGCCGAAGGCAGCGGAGGAUCACCGCCCCGUUCAGGGCUUCUUCGCGCAAUUCGUGCUUUGUUUCAGAAGGGCGUGCCACCAGAACUACUCGAACUUCACGUCGUUCUUCCUUGGAGUCAUAUUGUAGCUCUCCCUGCGUCGAAAAUUAAAUUCCUCCUCUUCGAACCAAGUCGCCUGCUUGAUGUUGUAGAGGUUCCACGCCGUCGACGCGAUGUCGUCUCCGUAACCGCGUCUAUUCGAACAGGCUCUAUGUGAUCAUCGGCUUCGCGUUGGGAGCGCUCAUGACAUCCGGGGACUUACCUCCGAAUGGCGAUUUUUACAGCGUCUUUAACCUUAGGGUCGCUUCUACGCUGAGGUCUUCCCCACGCAGUCCUCGGCGGCUUCAGCAUCGACAUCUGCAACCAGCAGUACCCGGAGCUCAAGGAUACGUGCCUCGACUUCCAAUCUAAUGGCUUCCUCGCAUCCAUAUCGCCCGUCGAACCCCUGUGUGGAAAUCAAAUUUCAGCCAGUCCGAGCGUCCAUUAACAAAAAGCCACAGGUCGUGUUCAUCUUCGUGGCUUUAGCAGCAGCGACGUCCGCGUCGACGUUCGGCUGCGAGACGGCCCAGUACUGGCGCGAGUGCUCUACUGGCUUGAACACCGCGGCGUACUUUUUCGCGAAGGCGGUCAAUAGCUGUGUGGGAAUCAAAAGGGACGAGCAGGUGUAGCCAAGGAGAGAAUAUCGCGUCGAUGGCGUGGGGCGCCCGAAAUUUGAUUUCCACACAGAUCGCUGAUAUUCCCAUCGCGUUCGCGUCAACGUUUGCUUUAUGGGCGCCCUUUGUCGCGUCGUAUAACACCCCGAUGAACUCCGGAGAGCUCUUUUUUGCCCUCUUAUUGCUGGUGUUGUUCGGAUACGAAAGCGGCUACCUGUGCUCGACGCAGGCUUCGACGGUUUGGCCCUACAAGAAGGUUCGCUACGGCCCGACCAAGGGCGACAUUUACCUGAAGAACGCCGUGACGCGGUACCAGCAGAGCGCCGCCUACUGGCAGACGUACUGGCAGAGUAUGGGGUAUCCCCCCGCGUCGAAAUCACAUUGCAUCUGCUCGACGGGCCGACGACGGCGUGCUCGCUCGCAGGUGGCUCUUCCUCGUGAUCUGCUGCCUGACGCUCAUCAACUGCUCGUGCUGUGUGGAAAUCAGCCAGUGUCGGGCGCACCCGACAAUUCUUCACUAAGUCAUUUCUCGGCGAUGACGCGGUCGUGCUAGCUCGGUCGAGCGGCGAGGAACCGGCAUCGCCACGCCAUCGAGCAGGCGUCGCGUCGAUGGCGUGGAGGACGACGCGAUGAUUCAGCAUGAACGCGCCGUAGAAUUUUGAUUUCCACACAGGCUUCGUCAUCACGACGACGCGGCUCGACAAGAAGGUGUAG
This is a messenger RNA of Pelagomonas calceolata, 1593 nucleotides long. The record is from the annotation of a GenBank genome assembly. Lineage: Eukaryota; Pelagophyceae; Pelagomonadales; Pelagomonadaceae.